Molecule: messenger RNA, 4341 nt
Organism: Cryptococcus wingfieldii CBS 7118
Lineage: Eukaryota; Fungi; Basidiomycota; Tremellomycetes; Tremellales; Cryptococcaceae
Exons: 5
Coding region: 1-4341 (1446 amino acids)
Molecular function (GO): protein binding
Source: RefSeq, a predicted model, not a curated record
AUGUUCACAAAGGCAACUGCCCAUCUUCGUCCCUUCAUCCGUCUCCCCUCUUCCCACUCUCCCGCCUCCCCCGACCACUUUACCUCCAACCCUUCCCUCUUACAUCACCUCCCUCAGCACGGCUCUAGCAAUGCCUUGGCGAUUCAUGGACAGCACUCGGCGCAGACUGGUAGUGCCUCUGGACAUGCCGGCCGAGCUGGCUAUGGUGGUGGAGCGAAUGCCGGUGGUGGAUACACUGGCCAUGCCAGAGCAUUCUUGUCGCUGCCUCAAACCGCCUCUGCCGAUUCUUCGAGCACAAAUCUCGAUGAAAAGAAGGAGAAUGCUUCCCCCAACACCUCCCUUCUCCUCCGCCAGCGCCUGUCAAAAGCUCCCCGAAUCGUCUACAUGAACGAAUCAGUCCGAGCUAGGCGUGAAAUCGAGGCCCGCAAGGGUGGAAAAGAGUUUACCGUCGUCGACAUUGACCAAAAGCAGAGGAGACGGUCUAUUGCCAACUAUGCUUCUGGCAGAGUACCUCUUUCGCGAUCUUCUACCCCCCAACUGCUUUCGCGGUCCUCGACACCUCUCGAGCUUCUACAAGUCGGCGUUCCCCAGCAUCGAUCUAUUAGCCUUCGCGCACUUUCGACGAGUACGCGUGCUAUGGAAGCUGAGGACGUCGAGGCGAUUGAGGAGCGUGAGAGGAUGACACCGCGUGUGCAAACACCAAAAAGCCGCACUAUGGGACAAUCCAAGCGAGUUUUGAUGGAUCUUGCCGGGAAGGAAGACAUUUUCGGCCAAAAGCUCGGUGGGCUCAGGCGAAACUCUACUGCUGCCCUUGAGCGCCCAUCUCUCGACCAGCCUCCAUUCGACCUCUCCAGCCCAACCUCUCCUGAAUCAGAGAGCGACAAGCUGCUCGAACAGGCCAUACUCAAUGCGCUCAACCAGGCCCGCUCAAAUUACGACGCGAAGGCCACUGAGCGUCUGGUACAGCACUACCGAUCCCCCCGAAAACUCGCCCCUCUUUCUCCCGAUGCUGCUCCUGGUUUACCCGAGCUUGCCAGCGCCUAUCCUCUGCCGUCAUCCUUCACCCUUCGAGGCUACAACACUUGUCUCUAUGCCCUCCUCCAACUGCGCACCCCCGGAAAAAGCAUCGCCCCCAUUCUUGAGCUCUACAAUGAGCUCUUGGAACGUGACUUGAUCCCCGACAACACCACUUACGGGACUGUCAUCAGGGCCUUGUCUAUGCGAGAACAGGAGAUUUUGGAAAACAAGGCCUCUUGGGAUAUGACCAAACGUUGGGGUCUUUGGCUCCAGGAAACUUGCGGAUACCCAUGGGACACUGCAGAGGCUGUCAGCCGUGAUGCCGACGUUGAAAGGUACAUGUCUGAAGGCAACUUGAACUCUGCUCUCAAGCUUUUCCGCGCUGCUGCCCUCACCGGUCAGGCCAACUUUGAGGCGUCCACUUACGGCUCUCUCUUGGCUGCCAUGUCGCUGAAGGACUCGCCGGAUUUGGAGGGUAUGAAGCAGAUUGUGCAGUUCGGGAGGGAGAACAAGGUGCAGGGGCUUGUCUCGGUCUACAAGCAGCUUAUCGUGGCUGCCGCCAAGGCCGGAAAGGAGGCCGAGUUGGGCAAGGUCUGGGAAGAGUUUGAAACACUCGCAGGUCAGGCGAGCGCGGAGGAGUGGGGAAGCUCAAGGUCUGCGGCCAGGAUCGAGGGCGUUAAGCGCGAGUCGUACGAAAAGGGCUUUGUCGCCUUUUUGCAAGUGGGCGACUUGAGCAAGGCAUUCGAGAUCUUUAGCCGAAUGGCCGAGUCUGCCGAGACAUCCGAGUCUACGAGCGCUAUUCCCGCCGCCAACGUCAACACCUGCGGUGAGCUCGUCGUUGGUCUUGCCAAAUCCGGGCAGAUCGACCUCGCGCUCGAGUGGCUCGACAAGGUCAGCAGCACUUCCCUCGUCCAGCAGGAGCAAUUCCACCGACUGAACGUCUCCCACCUCGCCGCCUUCACCGAUGUGCUCAUCUUUGACGGCAGGGUGCUGGAAGCUGUUUCUGUAAUGUCUCACAUCAAGAACUUGUCCCCCGAUGUCGAGCACUUUACGAGGUCUGCUGUUCAGUACCGUAUCUGGCGAGGCCACACCGCCUUGACUUCGGCAGCCGCUAAAGCUGCGUCUCCCGAAGAGAGGGACGCUUUCCUCAAGGGAAGCCGAGAUUUAUUGGCAGUGUUCCCUUCAAGGAUCCAGCCCGACUCUUUGAUCAAGCACAUUGAUAUCCUUGCGCAGGCCGGACAAUUUACUGCUAUCCCUGAGAUCUUGAGCCUCGUCGAAAAGGCCGGCAAUCUCUCUCCUCGAUACCUCCGUUCUUAUGCUUCUGCCCUCGACCGGGUGGCGUCUCUCGAGAUGCCGUUUGGUGACAGAAUCAAAAUUAUCGAUGCUUUCAGCUCUUUCCAGCAAAAGUUGACCCCCGUCGUCGCCGAGAGUGUCGUACAGUCCUACGCUGUUCAGCGAAAGACUGGCUCUGCUCAAGAGUUCGGUCUGACUCAGCAGGCUGCAUUCACUCUCGUUGAGAGUCUUGCUGCCUACCCAACCGAAAAGGUCCAGCAGGGCGAUCUCGACACUGUCCUUGAGCAACUGAUGACCGACAUCCAGGAGAUUGACGCUGGGGAGAACAGCGACCUCCGAAGGGCCCAGCAGCACUUUGCUGUUGGCCGAUUGGCCGAGAUCUUGGCUUUCAGGUUCGGUGUGGAGAGGGCUGAGAGCAUGCUCAGUCCCGUCUUUGGUGAUGCUGCAAAGGAGAUGGUUCAGCCUGCUGUGGAAGAACCUGCUUCUGAGAGCGAGCUCUCUUCAGGCGAGGUUUCUGAAACCGCGACUUCUGCCACUUCUGCCAUGCCGUCUCUCACCGUCUCUGAAGCUUUGACCCGCAACAUCGACCGCUUUGCUCAACGUAACCCUUCCAUCACUCCCCUCGACGCAUAUGCCAUCCUCCGAACCGGUCUCCAGAAACAGGAAGUCCCUCGUCUCGAGACAUUGUUGAAUCUGGUGGAUCACCUCGCGCGAGCGAGUGACGAGCCCAAGGUGCGCGAGUUGUAUGACCUUGCUCAGAUUGUCCUUCACAGUCUUGUCCGUCCCGAGGCGCAGGCUCAGAGCUGGUACGCUAUCGAAAACGCCAUGCUUAUCGCGUGCUGCCACCUUGGUCACCUCGAGGAAGCUGGUCUUCACCGAGCUCAGAUCGUUCAGGCUGGUUUCGCCCCCUCUUCCGAUGCUUAUGCCACCAUGAUUGCUUCUUCCAAGGACACUACCGACGACGCGCUCGUCGCUAGGGAGCUUUGGGAGGAGGCGCUCAGUAUGGGCGUCAAGCCUCACCUGUUCUUGUACAACACUAUCAUCAGCAAGCUGAGUAGGGCGAGGAAGGCUGAAAGUGCUUUGGAGUUGUUUGGAAGGAUGAAGGACUCGGGGAUCAAGCCUAGCAGCGUGACCUACGGUGCUGUCAUUAAUGCUUGUUGCCGAGUAGGUGAUGCUCAAAGUGCGGAGACUCUCUUCGAGGAGAUGGUCUCCAAGCCCAACUUCCGACCCCGUGUGCCCCCUUACAACACCAUGAUGCAAUUCUACCUCCAGACACAACCCAACCGUGAACGUGUCCUCCACUACUACUCUGCUCUCCAACAAGCUCGUGUCCCUCCCUCUGCCCACACCUACAAGCUCUUGCUCGACGCCUACGCUACUCUUUCUCCCACCGACAUUCCUUCCAUGGAGCUCGUCUUCUCCCGACUGUCUGGCGACAGAAAUGUUCGCGUGCAGGGUACCCACUGGGCUAGUCUCAUCUCUGGUUACGGCUUGCACGCCAACGAUCUGUCAAAGGCGAAGGAGGUCUUUGAGAGCAUACCAUCAACACAAAAGGGCAAUGUCCAAGAGUCUGUUGUGUGGGAAGCUUGGUUGAACGUUCUUAGCCAGAAGGCGACUAUCGUCGAGCUGGAAGAGGCGCACAACAAGAUGGUGGAAAGUGGUGUUCAACCCACGGCAUACGUCUACAACGUUCUCAUCAACGGUUACUCUAGGGCUGGCACCAUUGAGCGCGCCCGAGAAGUAUUCGAGAGCAUGGGCGACAGCGUCUCUGGCGUUGCCGCACCCAACAACCACCCCACCCUCCUCACAUCCUCCGGCCACGCCAAGCCUUCUACAAAAGCUAUCAUCAGCAGCGGUGUCGUGUACCGCGAACCGUCAACGUACGAGGCAAUGAUCCGUGCGGAGGUCUCGUGUGGCGACAAGGCGAGAGGAGAGGAUGUGCUCAGGCGGAUGGAGGAGAGAGGAUAUCCGGUGGCGGUGUUUAUGAGGGGCAAGGCAGCUUUGGAUGGGGAAGCUCCGCGAUUUGUUUAG